CAAUUUUUUCUCGGAAGCAAACACACCUAAGAGUCCUCUUCUUCUUUAGUAUAUUUUUUUAUCAACAAAAUUUAGGGUUUAUAGGGAGAGAAGGAGUAGGUAAAAGGUAUGACAAAGAAAGUUUUUCCAUUUUUGUUUUUGCAAUUUUAAACGUUGUUGGUCUGAAAAAAAAACCUAAACGGGCCGGUUAAAAAAGCCCAUGACCCAGUUUACCAGAGAAACUUAACCCUAAGCCCUAAAAAUCCAAUAUUGUUUGUCUCGUGGUUUUUCUUCAAUCGUUUGUUUGAGAAAUGGGAAGCGAAGAAGAGAGUGCAGAGUUCUACUUGAGAUACUACGUUGGACACAAGGGCAAAUUCGGUCACGAAUUUUUGGAGUUCGAAUUCAGACCCGAUGGUAAGCUUCGAUAUGCUAACAAUUCCAAUUACAAAAACGACACCAUCAUUCGCAAGGAAGUUUAUCUUACUCCCGCCGUCCUUCGCGAGUGUCGUCGUAUUAUUUCUGAUAGCGAGAUUAUGAAGGAAGAUGAUAACAACUGGCCAGAACCAGACCGGGUAGGGCGCCAGGAGCUUGAGAUUGUGAUGGGGAAUGAGCAUAUCUCCUUCACCACAUCCAAGAUUGGGUCACUUGUGGAUGUUCAAAGCAGUGCAGAUCCUGAAGGGCUUCGCAUCUUUUACUAUCUUGUUCAGGAUUUGAAGUGCUUUGUUUUCUCUCUUAUUUCGCUUCACUUCAAGAUCAAGCCAAUAUGAGAUGUUCACAAUUAAUUUUGUUUGUCCUCUUGGAAAUGUGCACAUCUGUCCCUUCUUGCUAAUGACGUUUGACAAUCUAUAUUGGUGAUGAACUGGAAAAUCUGAUUUGAGUGGAUAAUGUUCGUGCUAAAUCGUUGCUUUUUAUAUGUAUGGUUUUGGCUAUUCUUUCUCUUUCACGUGCUUUCAUCAUGGUUGGAGAAUGAAUUGUGACAUUGAGAGUUGCAUGCUGUAUGUAUGGAAUGUGCACAUACUAGAAUUUCAGGAUUUCUUUGACUACAAAUUAUGCUCUCGUCAAGUAGUGGUGAAUGAUAUUUUUCAUACUUUCGUA
Cicer arietinum (chickpea) is the source of this 1074-nucleotide messenger RNA. RefSeq names its product protein mago nashi homolog. Gene Ontology annotation, biological process: RNA splicing. The record is from RefSeq and is a predicted model, not a curated record. NCBI's taxonomy places the organism in Eukaryota, Viridiplantae, Streptophyta, Magnoliopsida, Fabales, Fabaceae. Gene Ontology annotation, cellular component: exon-exon junction complex; nucleus.